AUGAAAGUUGAUCAGGCACUGACAUUGAUGGAAGAAUUUGGAAUCAAACCUGAUGUAGUCACAUUUAGCACCAUCAUGAAUGCAUGGAGUUCUGCAGGGCUUAUAUAUAAUUGUGAGGAGAUAUUCAAUGACAUGGUCAAGGCCAGUAUAGAACCUGACAUCCACGCAUAUAGCAUCCUUGCAAAAGGAUAUGCACGUUCGGGACAGUCACAAAAAGCUGAGGCUCUUCUGACUUCCAUGAGCAAAUAUGGUGUACAACCAAAUGUGGUGAUCUUCACUACCAUCAUCAGUGGAUGGUGUGCAGAAGGAAAUAUGGAUCGCGCCAUUAGACUUUAUGAGAAAAUGCAUAUUGUGGGAAUUUCCCCAAAUUUGAAAACUUAUGAAACCUUAAUAUGGGGAUAUGGAGAAGCAAAACUGCCAUGGAAAGCAGAAGAGUUACUUAAUACAAUGGAAGAGAGGGGUGUUGUCCCUGAAACAUCCACUGUACAACUGGUUGCUGAUGCUUGGCGUUCUAUUGGUUCAUUCAAAGAAGCCAACAGAAUUCUAAGUGGUUCAGAAGAAGAAUGUGAGUUAGAUAAACAAUUUGAUAGUGACAAGAUAUCGGUGCAAAGCUUGGAGAGGAUUUAUACGAAACAGAAAUUCGGUGCAUCUCCUUCAAAUCUGCUCCAAAUACCUGAUGUAGUGGCACCUCAUUCAGAAAGAACGACUAAUGGCAACAUAAGAAGCCAAAUGGUUGUCCAAGUAUCUGACAACAUGCGAAAUAUUACCACUUCCAUGUUUUUUAUUCGUACAACAAAUUCAUAUGGAGUAAAAGCACAUAUUGUAAGUAAACAGCAGAUUCAAAAUCAGGUUGUUAGGCCAUUCCUUGACUGUUGCGGAGUAGUGUCGAUACUUUGCUGA
This is a messenger RNA of Sphenostylis stenocarpa, 900 nucleotides long. The record is from the annotation of a GenBank genome assembly. NCBI's taxonomy places the organism in Eukaryota, Viridiplantae, Streptophyta, Magnoliopsida, Fabales, Fabaceae.